GGCUGAAGUGGUAACCAUGGUAACAGACCGUGUGAGCGAGUACCCUGCCCUGCCCACGCGGUUACAGCAACACCUGGACGUCCAGCGCAGGGCGGGGCAGUUCUGUGAUGUCACACUGUCGGUACAGGACGCAAAGUUCAACCUACACAGAUGCGUGCUGUCUGCUUUCUCCCCUCAUCUGACGGGGAUGCUGAACUCAGCUGGGUCACAAGGGGGAGCUGCUAGUAGUGGUACAGCCCGGGCCACACAGCUUGACCUUCCAGAGCUGACCCGGGAGGGUGUGACCCCAGUCAUCAAUUUCAUGUACACGUCGAAGCUCGUCCUCACCAGGGACAACAUCUUCGCCGUUUCAUUGGCCGCUGGCUACUUUCAGAUCCGAGAGCUGAUCCAAGAGUGUCAGCAUUACUUCCAGGAGAUGCAGCAAGGUCAGGGUCAAGGUCAUCAAGGUCAGUCCCAUCCAGGGGGGAGGGUACACGCAGAUCCAGGAAUGAGAGACCUGCGGGGGCAAUUUCAAACCGUUUCAGGAUCAAGAACGACAUCACAGCAGCAUCACACUGUCCUGGGAACAAGGGUGUCACCAGAGCAGAAUCAGACUGCUCUGGGAACAAGGGUGUCGCCAGAGCAGCAACAAACUGCUCUGGGAACAAGAAUUUUAUCACUGCAGCAUCACACUACCCUAGGAACAAGGAUGCCUUCAGAGCAGCACCAUAAUACCCUGGGAACAAGGAUGCAGCAGUCAGAACAGCAUCAGACUACCGUGGGAACAAGAAGUUCCUCUGGUAGCAUGGAAGUGUUGUCUUUAGACUCGUCCCCGGGUUUACAGUCGCCCACUUCUACCUCACAGCAGAUUUACUCAUCAGAAACAGGGAGGAAUGAUCAUCCAGGAGCAACAGGAAAUCAUAGGUCUGAAGCCACUUUGACCACUCCUGCUAAUGAAGAGACCACAACACACCCUGCGAACUUUCCUACCGCAGAUUUCAGUAGUAGAGUAGAAAGUAGUGACGAGUUUUCCAGUGAAGCUACUGUCCAUCAGACAAACAUGAACUCAGAAGCAAUCGUUGUGAAACAAGAACCUGCGGGAAACCCAUGGGUGGACUUUUCGGAAGGUGUAAGAAAUAACCAGCAAGAAAUGGACAGUUAUGAUAUGUGGAGCGGAGGGAACCCUGUAUUAGACGAUUUAGACAAGCCGUUUCAGUGUAUGUUCUGUCCAAAACGUCUGCGUACAAAGUCGUUACUCGCGAGUCACGUCAGGCGACACACGGGUGAGCGCCCUCACGCCUGUCCACUGUGCUUCACCAAGUUCCCCGAGAAGUGGAGGCUGACGAAACACAUGCGAGUUCACACGGGGGAGAAACCGUACAAGUGUACGCAGUGUCCCGCUACGUUCGCGGACGCGUCCAAUCGCAACAAGCACCGGAAACGGAUGCACGGUACGAGAGGUUCAAACGCUGCAUACAGCACUCCCGAGAAAGAUUAUCCCGUAAACCAUACAGAACAGAUUGGUAUGCGAGCAAACCAAUUGUUCAGCGUUCCCAACAACGAUGAAACUGCGGACUUACAUGUAGGUACACAGGAGAAUUGUGUGGAAUGAACAUCACUUUGUUCAUCUCUGAGUGUAAUAGAAUAUUUGAAAGUCUACAGUGUUAAUAAUUUAAAUCCACGGCUGAGGGCUAAUUGCAGAACCAUAUAUUACAUGUAACGUUAUGUGUAGUACAUGUAGUUAAUUAGUACAUAUACCAGUAGAAUAGAGGGUGAAGUGGAAUACACCAGACUUGUAUUAUGUAAUAUCCACCCAAGAAAACGUGUCUCAAUGCAAAAUGUGUCAGAAGUUGAGAAAAUUUUGUGUCCGUAAACAAAAAAUUGUCAAUUCAGAGUCCAGUAUUUGAAUUUUUUAAAGCGACACAGGUGGCACACGCAUAACACAUUUGAAUUAUUCUGUGGAACUUUUGGAAGCAUGUGUGAUAACCAUUAGAACCUUAUGUGAUACAGGUAGUUAUCACAUGGGCUGGAACACCUGUAUCAGACUUUAUCAGGGCCCAGGUAUAAUGUAAAGUGUGGUUGAAAAUACUUUCUUUAAGUUACAUCAAACCUUACAACAAGUAAGUUUAAUGUCAUAGAUGAGUGCAACUCCAAACAUGUCUCCUGAAACAUUUUUAUUACACAUUUGCAUAGGACAAUUGUUCUUUUCAGUGUUUCUCCUUCAAGCUGAAUCCAUCAGCAAAUCACAUACAUCAUAUAAUAUCUUCUAUUUGUUUUGUCACAUGCUCUAUUACCAUAGAUGAAAGCUAUAUGACAAAAAAAUAUUGUACAAUGUAUCAUGACGUUACCACACCCGUAUACUAAACAAUCGUCCUACCAAAUGUUGCACAUUCAAAAAAAAAAA
Messenger RNA from Branchiostoma belcheri (Belcher's lancelet), 2383 nucleotides. Its product is annotated as protein glass-like. The record is from RefSeq and is a predicted model, not a curated record. The transcript is spliced from 3 exons. The coding region runs from base 17 to 1591 and encodes 524 amino acids. NCBI's taxonomy places the organism in Eukaryota, Metazoa, Chordata, Leptocardii, Amphioxiformes, Branchiostomatidae. Gene Ontology annotation, biological process: regulation of transcription by RNA polymerase II. Gene Ontology annotation, molecular function: RNA polymerase II cis-regulatory region sequence-specific DNA binding; protein binding; DNA-binding transcription factor activity, RNA polymerase II-specific.